Messenger RNA from Prunus armeniaca (apricot), 864 nucleotides. Lineage: Eukaryota; Viridiplantae; Streptophyta; Magnoliopsida; Rosales; Rosaceae. The record is from the annotation of a GenBank genome assembly.
AUGCGGAGAGGUAGAAUUGGAAAAUGGACUCUGACCUUGACAGAAUUUGCCUUCAAAUAUGUUCCCCAGAAAGCUGUCAAGGGACAAGCUGUAGCAGACCUGUUGACAAGAGCUCAUACCUGCCUGAACAAUCCUAUCUAUUCAGUUCAUCUCACGCCUUGGAAGUUGUACUUUGAUGGAUCAAAGACUGACAUAGCUUCUGGGGCAGGAAUUGUUUUGGAAGAACCACUUGGCAUCAGACACUAUUAUUUUUUCCAGUUAGAUUUCCAGUGCACCAACAACAGGGCUGAAUAUGAGGCUCUAAUCAUUGGCCUAGAAAUGCUGGUGGAAUUAGGAAUCCAGUCUGUGGAAAUUUUGGGAGAUUCUAUGCUUGUGCUAAAACAGAUUGCUGGAGAAUACAAGUGCCUAAGUCAUUGUCUAGCUGUUUACUUAGUAGCAGCUGGGAAUCUUCUGACAGAAUUCAGAGAAGCUACUUGGGAACAUAUCCCAAAAGAAGAAAACUUUGCAGCCAAUGAGCUGGCUCAGAUAGCAAUAGGCAUACAAAUGCCUGAAAACUAUGUACAGAGGAUCAUCAAGGUAGGAAAGAAAAGUCUACCAUAUGUUCUGACCAAAUGGAUGGAGAUAGAUGUCAAUUCUGCCACGAUCACUGAAGAUGAUUGGAGAAAUCCUAUCAUAACUUACUUACAAUAUCCAACUCUGCCCUCUGAAAAGAGAGUCAGAAUCAUGGCUAUGAACUACCUUAUAUGGAAUGAAGAUUUGGUCCGAAAAAGCAAGGAUGAGGUACUAUUAAGGUGCCUCGGAAGGAAAGAAUACAUGAAAGUCAUGGGAGAGACUCAUGAAGGGAUCUAUGGAGCCCACCAAUGA